AUGGAUCCCAUACAGUCUUUCGCUGACCUUUUCGGCACGCCCCGUCCAGCCGCGACUUUCUUGCUAGCUAGCUUCGCGUUCGUCCCGAUUGCGUGGCUUCACAGAUUCAUCUCAUCACCUUCACUCCGCCAUCUGUACUGCACAGUAACGGGACUGCUUCUAUCGGCGUUCGUGUUCGGAUGGACGGCGGACGCGCACUUCUUCGUGUGCAUGCUCUACUCCAUGGCCGUAAUGCGGCUGUUUCGUAGAAAAUGCGGCGUCCUGACGUUCUUGGGAACGUUCGCGUACUUGAUUGGGUGCCACGUCAUCAUGCGGACCCACGAGACCCGCACGGAGGGCGUGCUCGACUGCACAGGCGCGCUCACCGUCCUCGCUACAAAGCUCUCCGCUGUCGCGUAUAACUACCAGGACGGGCUCACGCUGCUCAAGGAGAAGGACGAAGGCGCGCAAGCAAAGGACGAGAAGGAGAGGAAGGAACUAACAGAGGAGCAGAGGCGGCGGGAGGAGCGGAUGGAGCGUUCGCGAUUGGAGCGACCUCCUGCAGCCACAUCAUUCGGGCUCUCGUGCUCCUACUUUUCAUCUUCUUGUGUCGAACCUCCCCUCCACUUUUCAUCUCGUCCAUUCCGUCUUCCUACAUUUCAUCUCGCCUCUCCUCACAGUGCACUUAAUAUGGACCUACAAGCUGAAACUGCUGUCUGUCCUUCCACCAUCCUUCCGUCUGGUCCCCGGGUCUCAAGCAGCCAUCUGUCCUCCCGCCCUUCUUCCACUCGUUCAUCCAUAACCUCACUCGUCCGUCUGUUGCCAUCCAUCCCUCCCCUGCAGAUCUGGUCGCCGGGUUUCAAGCAGGCACCCAUCCUGCCGCCCUUCUGCCGCGCGUUCAUCCAGGGCGUCGUGGCAGCGGCCGUCUUCCUGCUCGUGUCGCCCUCGCUGGACCUCACGCGCAUCAGCGACCUGCGCAAGAACCGCUCCUUCCCCUUCCACCUGCGCUGGCUCUACGCGCACCACGCCGGCAUCGUCUGGCGCUUCCGAGCGUACAUCCUCUGGAGCAUCACCGAGGCUGCCAUGAUCGUCGGUCGCCUGGGGUUCAGCGGCUGGGAGGCCCCCAAUGGGGACACUGGAAAGGGUGGGGACGUGAAGGGAAACGGGGGGGAAUCGGAAGGGGGGAAAGGGUAUGGGAAGGGUGGCGGGGAUGGGGAUGCAGGGAAGCAUGAGGGUGGUAAGGCGUAUGCGGCGCCUGCAGGGGAGGGGAAGGCGCUGUGGAACCGGGCUCGCAACGCGGACAUACUGGGGGUUGAGUUUCCCAAGAGCUGCCUCGACUUCGCCACCACGUGGAACAUUUCCUACGGCCUCUGGCUCAGGCUCUACGUGUACGAGCGCAUGGUGCCGCCCGGCAGGAGGCCCACCUUCGUCCACAUGCUCACCACCAUGCUCGUCAGCGCCGUCUCCCAUGGUUUGAACUGGGGUGACUUCAUCUUUUUUGCCAAUUGGGCGCUUGUUGUUGCCAGCUCUAAAGCCAUCUACCAGCUCACUGCUGGAAUCGCCAAGGGCACCAACACCCACCGCAUUGUAACGCUUCUUCAUACCCUCUAUAGCAUCUUCGUCUGCAGCUACUUGGCAAGCGCCUUCUGCGUGAUGACACUAUCGGGAGCGUACUCAGCCUAUAGUGGCAUGUACUAUACUGGUACUGUCAUCCCAAUUCUCUUGAUUUUUCUGCCAAUGGUGUACAAGCCUCACCGCCCAAAAACUGUCAAGACACAGUAG
Closterium sp. Yama58-4 is the source of this 1761-nucleotide messenger RNA. Lineage: Eukaryota; Viridiplantae; Streptophyta; Zygnematophyceae; Desmidiales; Closteriaceae. The record is from the annotation of a GenBank genome assembly.